UGCGUCUAGUCUGUGGUAGUACAUGUGCUACACAAUGAUCCAAAGUUGUAUUAUCCAGCUGUUCAUAAAACCCCUGAAUGCUCCUUUUGUUCUUCACUUCUCCGCCUUGCUCUGCAAUAUAUUAUCCCAUGCUAUUACUGUUCCUGAACUGAAUUCCGAUUCGCUAAAAGCUGACGCUGCCGAGUCAUCACUGCCACCAAUUGAGUGACGAUCAAAAUGACCCUCGUUACGGCAAUCCCGGAGCAUUUACAGGUUGAACGAACCAUCCCAGCUUCUACGCCGGCAAACUAUGAGCCUCCUUUCCCUGCAUACAGCGCCCAGUUCGCCAAGGAUGUCUCAAGUUUGGUAAUGGCCGUCAUUGGUGCCCAGUUCCCUAGCAAGACAGGGCAGGAAGAGGCUGCCAUCUCCAGGGUGAACUCGUUUUUGACAUUUUCUGGUGAAGAUGGAGAGGACGUCCUUGGGCCUGCAUUUUCGGAAUGGGCGGCUGUGACUGACCCCAAGGGCUAUUACAAUAUCACUGCUCUUGCUUAUUGGAAAAGCGAGGAGGCGUAUCAGAAAUGGACAACCAAAUCUGGCUUCAGCUCCUGGUGGGAAAGCCUUGAUACACAGGAACAAGAGAAUGGUUGGUUCAUCGAAGUCUUCUUUCCAACUAUGGACAGGUUCGAGACGGUGUUUUCCAGCGGUGAGAUUCCCGAGGGAGCAGCUGAAAUGCGAGAUGGAGUCGUCGGACCCAUCAAAGAGCACGUCUACUGGGGAAGCAUGCGAGAUCGCCUAGCAAUUGCGCAGACGGACACACUCAAAGGCGAAGAGUUCCUCAAGGCCCCCGCAGAACAGGCACCAAACGGAAAUCUGUCUCGGAGGAUCCGAGUCCCCGGCAAGAAGAACCUGGCCAUUAUCCGCUCAGGCCAAGACUGGGCCGACACGGCACCUGAAGAGCGGAAGCUGUACGUCAAGACGAUGCACCCUGUGCUCGAGGCAGGGAUGAACUUUCUCCGCGAUCACGGGGACGAGGUUGGCUGUUACAGCUGCCGCUUCAUGGACAUUGUCGACCCCAUAACAAGAAGUGCGGACAAAGACCGCACCUUUGGGCUGGCGUAUUUUGACGAGCUUGCCUCUCUUGAGAAAUGGAGCAGGGAGCAUCCUACACACCUGGCCAUCUUUGGUGGGUUCCUCAAGUACGCGGCUCAGCUGAACAAUGUCAUUACUCUCCGCCUAUUUCACGAGGUGCUAGUGGUGAAGCCGGAGCAGCAGCUGUUUGAAUACGUCGGGUGUCAUCCGGAGACGGGGAUGAUGGUGGCGAAAUGAUGUUAUAUGCAUACGAGCCGGCUUGUUCCGCUGCUAUCGAGGGGAAUUGCAGACUAGGAAGCCGGCAUUUGAGCCCCGGCCGUGGUGGCGCGUUGUUUAAAAGGGAGCUUGCCGUCUCAGACUGUAACGUAAGCGGCAAUGAUUGCGUCUAAAUGUUAUAAUUUCAAUCUUUCAGUAGGUUUCUGCAAAGCAGUGCCCUAGAUUGGCAAUAAACUACCUUUCAAAGAAAUGAAAAAAAUGACAUAUC
This is a messenger RNA of Trichoderma harzianum CBS 226.95, 1552 nucleotides long. RefSeq lists its product as hypothetical. Bases 217 to 1305 code for a protein of 362 amino acids. Lineage: Eukaryota; Fungi; Ascomycota; Sordariomycetes; Hypocreales; Hypocreaceae. The record is from RefSeq and is a predicted model, not a curated record. The transcript has a single exon.